Molecule: messenger RNA, 4050 nt
Organism: Suillus subaureus
Lineage: Eukaryota; Fungi; Basidiomycota; Agaricomycetes; Boletales; Suillaceae
Product: ras guanine nucleotide exchange factor domain-containing protein
Exons: 10
Coding region: 1-4050 (1349 amino acids)
Biological process (GO): positive regulation of GTPase activity; Ras protein signal transduction
Cellular component (GO): plasma membrane
Molecular function (GO): guanyl-nucleotide exchange factor activity; protein binding
Source: RefSeq, a predicted model, not a curated record
AUGACUGCAAUCGGCCUCGCCAUGUAUAGUGGUGUCAACUGCUACCCCUCCCAAUCCACUACGAUCACUGUCGAACAGGAACAGCAGAUCUCACAACUUCCGGAGGAGCAGUACAUCUCCACAUUCUUCUGUCGAGCUCUAUAUGACUACCAGACACAAGAUGCUUCCUCUCUCUCCUUCCACAAGAAUGAAAUUAUCGAAGUUCUCACCCAGCUCGAGUCAGGCUGGUGGGACGGACUCCUCGGCGAUGAACGGGGAUGGUUUCCAUCCAAUUAUGUAGUAGUGUUAUCUGAUGAGGAGGCAGAGAUCGCUCUUUCCAACCAUGAUGCUACAACUCAACAGGGGCUUUUCCAGCAAAUAAAUGAAGUAGCUCAUGAUGCUCAUUCAAACGACAUCCACUCCCGGACACAGGACCCCCACUUAUCAGACAGUGAAUGGUCGCGAAAUAAACGUAACCCAUCUGUUCCAUCCAACGGUCUUCUUGAAUCCCGCAGUGCUGCGGAACACAGCGCGACCCUGUCAAGCGAUUUUUGGAUGCCCCAAGUCACACAGGAUGGCCAGAUUUACUAUGUUAACACGCAGACAGGCCAGAUUUCGCGAGAUUUACCCAUGGAAGGCGAUGAUGUAUCGGCUGGUGAACUUGCUGGACUGGCUGCUUCUCCAGCAAGUUCGCGGUCAGGCACAAGCGCAGGGCUAGGACUCAGCGCCUUGACGGAAUCUUCUAUCCCAGGUUUUGGUGUUCUCAAACGCUCCGGGACGCCUGAGCCUUGGGCGAGACGACUUGCCGAUGAUGGCAUGUCUUACUAUUACUGGAAUAAGCUCACUGGUCAAGUGAGCUGGACAAUCCCAGAAACAGAGGCUGCUGUGCAGAAGGGCAGGACUCGCGCCCUCACCAGUUCCUCCACUGCCUCAUCGAAUUUAUUCAACAGUCCGGCUGAGGAUUCGGACCCGACGCGAUUUCGAUCUGAUUCAACGACAUCCCAAACCCGACAUGGGCAGGACCGGAGUCACAGCAAGCCGGAGCAUGUCAGUGAUUCUGAAGAUUCCUGCCUAUACUCUCCAGACCACGGUGAUUCACCAUCAACCAGUGGUCGCUCUCAAAGUGGUCAGGAUCUUUUUGCGGACCAAUUAGCUCUUAGGAAGCCUUCCGUUGAACUGACCGCAGCUGAGAAAAUUGCCCAAUCACUCCAGCAAUCAUUAGCACCACCACUCCCGGACCUUAUUUCCGAUCUAUCCCAUAUCGCACAUAACGCCAUCUCUGCCGUUGUCCAGAAAAACCAGUCUCUGGUCGGCGUAUCUCGAAGAACAGAACACGGACAGGUCCUUGACAGCCUCAUCAGGGCUGUUGUCAUCACCGUCCGCAAUCUACUUUACAUAUCCGCACCUCCUGGUCACAUACCCAGCAACCUCAUACCACGCGGUGCUCGUGGACGCCGCGAGACUACUGCAUCACAGACGCUUCUGAAACCAGCUCAACGGAAAGUAACUGCUACGUUAUCCAAGCUCGUUCUGUCUGCUCGAGCCAUGGAGUACGACUCGGGUCCUGCGGCGCAUGAUACAGCAUCUCGUGUUGAAAGCGACGCGGCAGAGCUUGAUCGUGCCAUUGUGACAUUCGUUAUUGAAGUUCAACGGUGCCAAAACGAAAGACUUGGUAGCGUAGGAGCAAAACGAGUUCUGGGUUGCUUUUCCGCAGUCUACCUUGGACUGGGGCUAGUCGGUGCGGGGUAUGCAGGGUCUUGGAGAGGUUUUGGCUGGGUGCCGCUUGAUGAUAAUGAUGAAGCCCCUCAGCGAAUUUUAGAUGGCGAUGUUUUCUCUGAGUUCAAGACGCACAUGGUAUCAAUGCAGGCGAGGUUCGGAACAUUCUACGCCGCGCUCAAGACGAUCGGCGAUGAGUCUCAGCAACGAGUAUGGAUUGCCGGUCGCGAGCUUCUUUCCGGCCUUUCAUCACUCCUCCUAUUCGUUGCCAAUAUCCACAUCGCUCGUCACGUUGAUAUCGAUGGUUUCUACUCCAAUAUGGCGGAUGCUGAACGUGCUGCUCUGUACACUCAAACCGUGGACAAGGCUCGGUUGCUCACACGCACGCUCGAGGCGGUAGUACAAGCUCUGUAUGAUGACGCAGCUACACUGCUUCUCACGAUACAGCGAGUUCGUCGUCUUACUUACAGAGUCUCGCGACACGAUCGUGACUCCCAGUGCGAGUACCUAGACGCUAUCUCCGUCUCCCUCAAGUCAAAUCUCCAAUUCCUCAUGCAAACCCUUGAUACCCUGCUUUCCCUUGGCCACGAUCAAGCAGAUAUGGCACAAGGGGAAUACACAGGUGCAAUAGAGUGGCGCAUGUCACGUUUAAGCAUCAUUGACUGCAACUUUGACGCCCGUCCCAUGUCGGUCCUCGACCCAGCAGAUCCAGAGAGCGAGGACAUUGUUGACAUCGAAGUUGCUUUUGGUGCGUCUGGAAUGAAAAAGUCGGCGGCUACUCUCGGUGACCGAGCGCCAACAUCACGAAGUCAAUCGCAAUUAUCUGACACCACUAUUACCCUUACCGAUCGGUCACUCAAGUCGACGGCCUCGAGCUAUGACCCCACUAUGUCUGUACACACCCUGGUCCCUUCAACGUUUGAUAAACCGCAGGAUGUCCUGUCGAUGAGCGACUCGGCUUCAGUGCUUGACGACGACUCCGCGACCACGAGAACAGCAACGAAGAUCAAGAAAAUCUUUGGCGAUGACGCUCCCGAGCACAUUAUCAGCACAAAGCCCUGGUAUCUGCGACCCGACUACACGAAGAAUGACAUGACUAUCGAUGUAGAUGGAAGCAUUCGAGCAGGAACUGUUCCAGCUUUAGUCGAACGUCUAACGUCACAUGAUCCUUCAGACCCUACGUUCAUCAAAACAUUCUUGAUGACGUACAAGUCAUUCACCACCCUUGAUGACUUUUUCGACCACCUCGUCCACCGCUUCCGCAUUCAAAUUCCAGAAGGCCUAAGUCCUACUGAGUCAGAAGAAUGGAGAAAGCUCAAGCAAAAUGUCAUUCAGAUGCGCGUUCUAAAUACUCUCAAGGCCAUGGUUUCAGAUGAAGAUUUCCUUGAGAAAGAGGAUAUGUACAUCCUGAAUCGAAUGAAAGAAUUCUUGCAGACCGAGGAUGUUAGCAAGUUUGUAGGCGCAAAGCAGCUACUUUCACUCGUUGAACGUGCACGUGGAGGAGACGUCAAGAAAGGCUUGACUCCUACUUUGGGCAGUCCACCUCCCUCGAUCUUACCCAAGCACAAUAAGAAGUUGAAACUUUUGGACGUAGACUCCUUGGAAUUGGCACGGCAGUUGACGAUCAUGGAGAGUCACUUAUACCAGAAGAUACGGCCAGUGGAAUGUCUGCAGCGCUCGCGGGAGCAAAAGACAGAUCACAACGAUAAUAUUGCUCGGGUAAUCCAGACAAGUAAUCGGAUUGCUAACUGGGUAGCCGACUCCGUUCUCACUCACGAGGACUCCAGGAAGCGUUCGGCUAUCUUGAAGCAGUUCAUAAGUGUGGCCGAUCGAUGUCGCUCGAUGCACAAUUAUUCGAGCAUGGUUGCUAUAGUAUCUGGACUGAACUCGCCUCCUAUAAGGCGCCUCAAGCGCUCAUGGGAGCAAGUGAAUGCCCGACAUAUGGCUCAGCUUAGCGCAUGCGAGUUGACCAUCGAUUCAGGCAAGAACUUCAAUAACUAUCGUUCGACGCUCGCAAGAGUCUCGCCCCCUUGUGUGCCUUUCAUUGGGGUCUUCCUUACUACACUAACGUUCAUCCAAGAUGGAAGCAAGGACACUCUUCCAGGUAACUUGGUGAACUUCCGAAAACGACAGAAAGCUUCGGAGGUGAUCCAAGAUAUUCAGCGCUGGCAAACAUUCCCUCAUAAUUUCAAUCCUAUUACGAGCGUUCAAACUUACCUUGAGGAAUCACUUGCUAAGUUCAGCGAGCAGGUUGAUGUAGGCGAUUACUUUUGGAACCUCAGUCUGGAACGCGAACCCCGAGAGAGAGAAGACGAGAAGAUGGCUCGAUUGCUGCAAGAGAGCGGAUUUUUGUAA